Messenger RNA from Pollicipes pollicipes, 750 nucleotides. RefSeq lists its product as uncharacterized. NCBI's taxonomy places the organism in Eukaryota, Metazoa, Arthropoda, Thecostraca, Pollicipedomorpha, Pollicipedidae. The record is from RefSeq and is a predicted model, not a curated record. The coding region runs from base 24 to 377 and encodes 117 amino acids. The transcript is spliced from 3 exons.
CAACGAACGCUAAUACAACAGACAUGAAGUUCUUAGUACUUCUCUGCUUGGUGGCCUGCGCCGCCGCAGACUACGACGGCUAUUAUGACGACUAUUACAAGUACCAGGGCAGAUACGGCCAGCCACAGUACUAUGGCAAGUACGACGGAGGAUAUUAUCCUGACUACUACAGCCACAAACCAUACGGCAAGAAUAACUAUCGGUACAACUACGACAUCUACUACCCCAAGGAAAAGGCCUAUCAGAGCAAGUACGAGAGCAACUACGGCGGCCGCACCCGCGGUGGGUACAACGUGAAGCUGCCGUACAGCAAGGUCAACGUCGACUACGACAUCAAACACGGCGGCUACGGCUAUGCCAAAAAGCCCUGGUACUAACUCCGCAAGUUCGAUAAUUCGGCAGCCAUUUCAUGGUGAAUCCAAACAUCCCUUACUGAUAUAGUGAUGGCGGUGGACAGAAGCAAUAGUUACCAACCAGCCUACGGUAAUCGUGACCAGCCACAACUCCAGGUCCGUCCGCUGUGAAUGAGCCGGCACUCGUGUGCUGGAGGGCCGAGUGCGCAUGCGUGGCACACAGUCUGCAGUGUUGAUAUUGUCUUACGUACCCCGCCUGUAUUUGAUGUUCAAGACCUUAGCAAUCCUGACACUGAAUGAGUUUUGUCUUAGGUCUGUCCUACACCUUACGCGCUCUGGUUUAAAUUCACUUUUGGUCUUGUUGGGCUUUGGAUGAUGUUCAGAAAUAUAUUACUGU